UCGCGGUGGCGGCGGGCGCCCGGUGAGCGCGACGGCUGGAUUUGCCGGCCGGCGCCUUGGGGGCGGCCGCGGUGGAGCCAGCGGCCGGAGGCCGCGUCCGUCCAUGGGCCCACAGCGGCCGGGCGGCGGGGCGGGGCGCGAGGAGGUGCGCGCGCUCUGAGGCCGCGGCGAGCAGGCGGGGCGCGGCGCGAGAGGGGAGGCCUUUCCGGGCCUGCGGCGGCCAGCGCAAAAUGCGGCGGCGGCCGCGCUGAGUCCCCGACCUCCGGGAGCGCGCUGGGCCGUGGCGGCCGGCUCCGCGGCCGCCUAGCCGACAUGUCGGCGGCCAAGGAAAACCCGUGCAGAAAAUUUCAGGCCAACAUCUUCAACAAGAGCAAGUGUCAGAACUGCUUCAAGCCCCGCGAGUCGCAUCUGCUCAACGACGAGGACCUGACGCAGGCAAAACCCAUUUAUGGUGGCUGGCUGCUCCUGGCUCCAGAUGGCACCGACUUUGACAACCCAGUGCACCGGUCACGGAAAUGGCAGCGACGAUUCUUCAUUCUUUAUGAGCAUGGCCUCUUGCGAUAUGCCCUGGAUGAGAUGCCUACCACCCUCCCUCAGGGCACCAUCAACAUGAACCAGUGCACAGAUGUGGUGGAUGGGGAGGCCCGCACAGGGCAGAAGUUCUCCCUCUGCAUCCUGACACCUGACAAGGAACAUUUUAUCAGGGCAGAAACCAAGGAGAUCAUCAGUGGGUGGUUAGAGAUGCUCAUGGUGUAUCCUCGAACCAACAAGCAGAACCAGAAGAAGAAAAGGAAGGUAGAGCCACCUACCCCACAGGAACCUGGGCCUGCUAAAAUGGCUGUCACUAGCAGUAGUGGCGGCACCAGUGGUAGCAGCAGCAGCAGCAGCAGCAUUCCAAGUGCCGAGAAAAUCCCCACCACCAAAUCCACGCUCUGGCAGGAAGAAAUGAGAGCCAAAGAUCAACCUGAUGGGACCAGCCUGAGUCCAGCUCAGAGUCCCAGCCAAAGCCAGCCUCCUGCUGCUUGUACCGCAAGGGAAACAGGACUAGAAAGCAAAGAAGAUGAAAGCACCAUAAGUGGGGACCGUGUGGAUGGUGGUCGGAAAGUACGGGUUGAAAGCGGCUAUUUCUCCCUGGAGAAGGCCAAACAGGACCUGAGGGCUGAGGAGCAGCUGCCCCCACUACUCUCCCCACCCAGCCCCAGCACCCCACACAGCAGGUAUGGUUGUCCUGGAUCGCCUUCACAGGAACUCAGCCACUCCCUUCACUCUCCAGGUCUUCCAGCCCCAAGCCGCAUGGUCUACAGCAUCUGCCCUGACAGCCUGGGUGAGGCCAGCAGGCCACCCAACCACAUGGACUCCAGCAGUGCUGGGGGGUGGGGAACAGAGAUACUGGGGAGCACCUUUGCCUUUAAAGCCAGCAGGCAGUAUGCCGCCCUGGCCGACGUCCCUAAGGCCAUCCGGAUCAGCCAUCGAGAAGCCUUCCAGGUGGAGAGAAGGCGGUUGGAGCAUAGGACUCGGGCCCGGAGCCCUGGCAGGGAAGAGGUGGCCCGUCUGUUUGGCAACGAACGGAGGAGGUCCCAGGUAAUUGAGAAAUUUGAGGCCUUGGACAUUGAAAAAGCAGAGCACAUGGAAACCAACAUGCUGAUUCUGACCACUCCAUCAAGUGACACUCGUCAGGGCCGCAGUGAGAGACGGGCCAUCCCUAGAAAGCGGGACUUUGCCAGCGAAGCCCCCACAGCUCCUCUCUCAGAUGCUUGUCCCCUGUCUCCACACCGAAGAGCCAAGUCAUUGGACAGGAGGUCCACAGAAUCCUCCAUGACGCCUGACCUGCUGAAUUUCAAGAAAGGCUGGCUAACCAAGCAGUAUGAGGAUGGCCAGUGGAAGAAACACUGGUUUGUCCUGGCAGAUCAGAGCCUGAGAUACUACAGGGAUUCCGUGGCUGAGGAGGCAGCUGACCUAGAUGGAGAAAUUGACUUGUCCACUUGCUAUGAUGUCACUGAGUAUCCAGUCCAGAGAAACUAUGGCUUUCAGAUACAUACCAAGGAGGGUGAGUUCACCCUGUCGGCCAUGACAUCUGGCAUACGACGGAACUGGAUCCAGACCAUUAUGAAACAUGUGCUCCCAACAUCUGCCCCAGAUGUGACCAGCUCAUUGCCUGAGGGAAAGAAUAAAAGCACAUCUUUUGAGUCCUGCUCAAGGCCAAAUGAGAAGCAAGAAGCUGAGCCAGGAGAGCCAGAUCCUGAGCAGAAGAAGAGCCGUGCUCGAGAGCGGAGGCGGGAGGGUCGCUCCAAGACAUUUGACUGGGCUGAAUUCCGCCCCAUCCAACAGGCUCUGGCUCAAGAAAGGGCCAGCACUGUUGGGUCUUCUGAUUCUGGUGACCCUGGGUGUCUUGAAACUGAGUCAGGUGAGCUGGAGCGUGAACGAGCUCGACGUCGAGAAGAGCGUCGCAAGCGCUUUGGGAUGCCGGACACCAGUGACGGACCAGGAGUGGAGGAUACAGCCCUACGUAUGGACAUUGACCGGAGCCCAGGGCUGCUGGGAACCCCUGACCUCAAGACACAGAAUGUCCAUGUGGAAAUUGAGCAGCGGUGGCACCAAGUGGAGACCACCCCUCUCAGGGAGGAGAAACAGGUGCCCAUUGCCCCUCUGCACCUGUCCUUGGAGGACAGAAGUGAGCGGCUCUCCACACAUGAGCUCACCUCUCUGCUAGAGAAGGAGCUGGAGCAGAGCCAGAAAGAAGCCUCGGAUCUUCUAGAGCAGAACCGGCUUCUGCAGGACCAGUUAAGGGUGGCCCUGGGCAGAGAACAGAGUGCCCGGGAGGGCUAUGUGCUGCAGACUGAAGUGGCCACUUCUCCAUCGGGUGCUUGGCAGAGGCUCCAUAGAGUCAACCAAGACCUCCAGAGUGAGCUGGAAGCUCAGUGCCGGCGGCAGGAGCUCAUCACACAGCAGAUUCAGACCCUGAAACAUAGCUAUGGGGAGGCCAAGGAUGCAAUCCGGCACCAUGAGGCUGAGAUUCAGACCCUGCAGACAAGACUUAGUAAUGCGGCUGCAGAGCUGGCCAUUAAGGAGCAGGCUCUAGCCAAGCUCAAGGGUGAGCUGAAGCUGGAGCAGGGCAAGGUUCGAGAGCAGCUGGAGGAGUGGCAGCACAGCAAGGCCAUGCUCAGUGGCCAGCUGAGGGCCAGUGAGCAGAAACUCAAAAGUACAGAAGCCCUGCUGUUAGAGAAGACACAGGAACUCAGAGACCUGGAAACACAACAGGCAUUGCAACGAGACCGACAGAAGGAGGUGCAGAAGCUGCAGGAAUGCAUUGCUGAGCUCAGCCAACAGCUAGGUACCAGUGAGCAAGCCCAGCGUCUGAUGGAGAAGAAGUUGAAGAGGAACUAUACAUUGUUGCUGGAGAGCUGUGAGCAGGAAAAGCAGGCACUGCUGCAGAACCUGAAGGAAGUCGAGGACAAGGCCAGUGCCUAUGAGGAUCAGCUACAAGGCCACGUGCAGCAGGUGGAGGCCCUCCAGAAAGAGAAGCUGAGUGAAACAUGCAAAGGCAAUGAGCAGGUACACAAGCUAGAGGAAGAGCUGGAGGCCCGGGAGGCCAGCAUUCGCCAGCUAGCCCAGCAUGUACAGAGCCUCCAUGAUGAACGGGAUCUCAUCAAGCAUCAGUUUCAAGAGCUUAUGGAACGUGUGGCCACAUCCGAUGGGGAUGUGGCUGAGCUCCAAGAGAAGCUGAGGGGAAGGGAAACUGACUACCAGAACCUCGAGCACUCACACCACAGGGUCUCUAUCCAGCUACAGAGCGUGCGCACUCUGCUGAGAGAAAAAGAAGAGGAGCUGAAGCACAUUAAGGAAGCACAUGAGAGAGUUCUGGAAAAGAAAGACCAAGACCUCAAUGAGGCUCUAGUUAAAAUGAUUGCCUUGGGCAGCAGCUUAGAGGAAACAGAAAUUAAGCUGCAGGAAAAGGAAGAGUGUCUAAGGAGAUUUGUGAGUGAUUCUCCAAAGGAUGCCAAAGAGCCUCAAAGUACCACAGACACCACAGAGGACGACAGUGGCAUUUUGCCCUUAGGCUCAGUCACCAGAGUAUUUCCUGGCUUUCCCCACUCACAGCUAGAAGAUGAAGAUCCAAGUACUGGUCUGGGGGAUGAGGGUAGCAGUGGUAGCCUCAGCAGAGAGGAACACAUACUCCCAAAGUCAGCUGAUAUGCCUGAUCGGGAGGGGCAUCUGCAAAGCACAUCUAAGUCUGAUCAGGGAGCACCUAUAAAAAGGCCAAGAAUCAGGUUCUCCACAAUCCAGUGUCAAAGAUACAUACACCCCGAGGGGUGUGCAAAGGCCUGGACUAGCAGCACAUCAUCAGACACCAGCCAGGACCAGUCACCCUCAGAGGAUAGUGUGUCCUCAGAAGCUACCCCUAGCACACUCCCAGCAGCUGCAGAUGCCGAAACGUACAUCUCUAUAAUCCACUCUCUGGAGACGAAGCUCUAUGUCACAGAGGAGAAACUCAAAGAUGUGACUGUGAGGCUAGAAAGCCAGCAGGGGCAGAGUCAGGAGGCAUUGCUUGCACUGCACCAGCAGUGGGCUGGCACUGAGGCACAGUUGCGGGAGCAGCUCCGUGCCAGCCUGCUGCAGGCUAGCGCUCUGGCCUCUCAGCUAGAGCAGGAAAGACAACAGAAGGUCACAAACAUUGAGCAUCACCCUGGGGAGCUGGAAGACUUCCAAGCCAAAAAUAGCCAAGCCCUGACAUGCUUAGAAAACUGCUGGGAAAAGCUAAGGUCUUUGCCAUGGGCUGACCAGGAGAAGGGCCAGGAUGCAUGUGCAGCCUCCCUGGCUAACAUAGAGAGUAUGCUUGUGAGUGCCAUCAAGGCCCUUCAACCGUGGGCUUCCCCUGCAGAGAGCAGGACACAGGCUGAGCAAGAGAAGGGGCAACCCAUGGAAAGCGGUAUGGUAGCCCCUGUGCAGCAGCCCUGUCAGCCUGUCUUGAAUGAGCAGGAGCACAGGAAGCUGCUUUCUGCUCAGAUAGUCCUGGAGGCCUCACUCAUCAACAAGAUAGCUGACUCUCUAGAACAUACCACUUCAGAUGUGUAUGGUGUUCUCUGUGAGCUUACUCAGUCAGGGGAGUGGCCACUGAAGGAAGAAAGUGCUGCCCCCUCUGCUGAGGCUUCAAUGGAGAUCUGGGCCAAGAAGGUACUGGUGAAUGGUGAGUUCUGGAGCCAGGUCGAGUCGCUAAGUAAACACCUAGGGACACUGGGAGAAGAAACAGCCUGCACAUCAGGAGACAGGCAGCAGCAUACUCCCCAGAGUCUGGCUGAUGCCACAUGGAUUCGUGCAGAGCUCAGCUGUGCCACACAAUCAGUAAGAGAAGUGUUUCACCGUAGGCUGCAGAGCAUACAGGAGACCCUACAGGGGACCCAGGCAGCCCUCCAGCAGCACAAGUGCAUGCUGGGAGAAAUCUUGGGAGCCUACCAAACCCCAGACUUUGAAAGAGUAAUACAGCAGAUCUUAGAAACCCUCAGGCAUCCAACUGGCAGGGAGGACCAGGUACAGACAUCCUGGGACCAGAGCCCAUUAGGAGAGGUACUGAGGCCAGGCACAGAUGGCUCCCAAGAGCCUUUGCAGGCUUUGCAUCAGAGUCCUGAAGUCCUUGCUGCCAUUCAGGAUGAGCUGGCCCAGCAGCUGAGAGAAAAGGCUAACAUCCUUGAGGAGAUUUCAGCCGCCUUGCCAGUCCUGCCUCCCACAGAGCCACUUGGGGGUUGCCAUAGGCUUCUGCGGAUGUCCCAGCAUCUCUCAUAUGAUGCUUGUCUAGAGGGCCUUGGUCAGUAUUCUUCAUUACUGGUUCAAGACGCAAUUAUUCAGGCUCAAGUGUGCUAUGCAGCAUGCCGAAUUCGGCUGGAGUAUGAAAAGGAGCUGAGAUUUUACAAGAAGGCCUAUCAGGAGGCUAGGAGGGCUUCUUGCCAGAAGCGUGCACAAGCAGUUGGGGCCCUGAAGGAAGAAUAUGAAGAACUUCUCCACAAGCAGAAGAGUGAGUACCAGAAGGUUAUCGCCCUCAUUGAAAAGGAAAACACUGAGCUCAAGGCCAAAGUGAGCCAGAUGGACCAUCAGCAGAGAUGUCUACAAGAAGCAGAAAGCAAACACAGUGAGAGCAUGUUUGCCCUACAGGGCAGGUAUGAGGAAGAGAUCAGGUGCAUGGUGGAGCAGCUGAGCCACACUGAAAAUACACUGCAGGCUGAGCGUAGCCGGGUUCUCAGCCAGCUAGACGCCUCCGUCAAGGACAGGCAGGCCAUGGAACAGCAUCAUGUGCAGCAAAUGAAGAUGCUGGAGGACAGGUUCCAGCUGAAGGUCCGGGAGCUGCAGGCUGUGCAUCAGGAGGAACUGAGGGCCUUGCAAGAACACUACAUAUGGAGCCUGCGGGGAGCCCUCAGCCUCUGCCAACCCUCACACCCAGAUUCCCCACUGGCCCCUGGGUCAUCUGAGCCUAGAGCUGUGCCAACAGCUAAGGAUGAGGCCGAGUCCAUGACCGGGCUGCGAGAACGUAUCCAGGAGCUGGAAGCCCAAAUGAGUGUCAUGCGAGAGGAGCUGGGCCACAAAGAGCUGGAGGGUGAUGUGGCUGCCCUGCAGGAGAAGUAUCAGCGGGACUUUGAGAGCCUCAAGGCUACAUGUGAGCGAGGCUUUGCUGCCAUGGAGGAGACACAUCAGAAGAAGAUUGAAGAUCUGCAGAGACAACACCAGCGGGAACUAGAGAAGCUGCGAGAGGAGAAAGACCGCCUCCUGGCUGAGGAGACAGCUGCCACUAUAGCAGCCAUUGAAGCCAUGAAGAAUGCUCACCGGGAGGAGAUGGAACGAGAGUUAGAGAAGAGCCAGCGGUCUCAGAUCAGCAGCAUCAAUUCAGACAUAGAAGCCCUGAGGCGACAGUACCUGGAGGAGCUACAGUCAGUGCAGCGGGAGCUGGAGGUCCUUUCAGAGCAGUACUCCCAGAAGUGCCUGGAGAAUGCACACCUAGCCCAGGCACUGGAGGCCGAGCGGCAGGCCCUGCGGCAAUGCCAACGUGAGAACCAGGAACUCAACGCCCACAACCAGGAGCUGAAUAACCGCCUGGCUGCGGAGAUCACACGGUUGCGGACACUACUGACUGGAGAUGGUGGCGGGGAGUCCACUGGGUUGCCUCUCACACAGGGCAAGGAUGCCUAUGAGUUAGAGGUCUUGUUGCGGGUCAAAGAGUCAGAAAUUCAAUACCUGAAACAGGAGAUCAGCUCCCUCAAGGAUGAACUCCAGACUGCCCUGCGGGAUAAGAAGUAUGCUAGCGACAAGUACAAAGACAUCUACACAGAGCUCAGCAUUGCAAAGGCCAAGGCUGACUGUGACAUCAGCAGGCUGAAGGAGCAGCUGAAAGCAGCCACAGAGGCCUUGGGCGAGAAAUCUCCUGAAGGCACUACUGUGUCGGGAUACGACAUAAUGAAAUCUAAAAGCAAUCCUGACUUCCUGAAGAAAGAUAGAUCCUGUGUUACCCGGCAACUCAGAAACAUCAGGUCCAAGAGUCUGAAGGAAGGCCUGACGGUGCAGGAGCGCUUGAAGCUCUUUGAAUCCAGGGACUUGAAGAAAGAUUAGCCGCAUCCAUUCCACUGACAUCCUUCCCAGCUGGUGGCAGCACAAGCCAAGUGUGGCUUUCAUCUCCAUCUGUGCUUUCUCAUUGUUGCUGUCAUUAACUGUGGGUAUGGAUGCAUGAGAGACUGCUGUGGGGUGUUUGCUCCAUUCCCUCCUUGUUAAUUCCAACUUCCUGUUGUCUUUAUCACAGCUUUUUUUCCCCAUGGUAUUCUCAGAUUAGUCACGCGCAAGCAGUAGAGUGGGGAGGUUUCCCCACUGAUACCUGAGCAGCCCCCUUGUCCUCCCAGCACACUCACUGUCAGUAUUAAGGCACAGCAGCCUGUUAAUAAGCUAGCCCUGCCUCAGAGUGCACAUGUGGGGACCUGCCAGUGGCUCUGCUCUGCCGCACACAGUGGAGCACCACCCUUGGUCAGAACAGAGCCACCAAACGUUCUAGGCUGGCCUUGUUUCUGAAGGGCCUAGGAUAGUGUCCAGCAUGGCCCACUUCCUUUUGAUGUGGGAGGAGGACAGCAUUUUGUAUUUGGCCCACUAAUGCAGCUUAGAACCAUACCCAGAUAAUCCUGGCAAAUCUUUCACAACCUGGAAAAUGUUGAAAGCAACCAUUCCUAUUUUGGUUUUUUAUUAAAUCUUGCACAAAAGCCCCGACCCUCUCAUUCCUUCCUCCGCUCGUGCCUCCCUUGCUGUCCUGAUCCUGGUCUUCUGGUGGCCGAGAAGAGUGACCUGCAGCCUGAAGCUUCAGCCUUGUCAGGGGUGAUGGAGCCUUCUCAAGGUCAUCUAGAGGGAACAUGGCUGGUUUUAAUCUGUCUGAAAAGAAGCUGUCAUAUUGCUUGGGGAAGGAUGAGGAGCAGACGCUGUGUGAGAUAGACUAUCAGGACUAGUGAAAAAAGCAGCAUUUGCUCAGGACUGAUUUGUCUGGGCUCUGGAAGGUUCCCUUGAAUUGUCUGCUUCUCAGGGAGCCAUUGACAGGGAGCCUGUGCUAACUUUGCUUUUUUAGCUGCUGAACCAGUACCUUUCUAACUACCCAAAGCAUUUUACAGCAUUUACUUGAAAAAGAAAAAAGAAAAAAAAAAACACUUUUAUUUCUAUUCUCAUAAGAAAGCAUUCAUACUGUAAGAUAUGCAGCACACAAAAGAAGCCCCGUGUCAAACGCGAGAGUGGCCUCACAACUAGAUUCACGUCCUGGCUUGUUAGUGUUAAGUGGGUCAGAUGGUCUCUGAGUAUACAAAUUCAACUCGUGAGUCCCCGAAUGGUUCUACAUGAGUUGAUGUUCAAGGUCAUUCACAAUGUCUAGCUGGCCUACUGAUAGACAGGCAGGUCAAAACUUCAAGAUAAUGGAUUUGUGACAUACCAAAGUGUUCCACUGACCAGACAAGCCCUGAGCCUCUGUUUUUACAAGAUUUUAAGUUGUACACUGGCACAUGCUCAGUGACCAUUUAUGUUUUCAGCAUGAUGGGCAAGUCAGAUCUGUUAAGAUGAGCAGCUGUUGAAACUGAGCUUUGAGCUCAGAGUGGGCUGGCCUUCAGGAGCUGUAGUCCUGGGGUGAGGACUCCUGUUCUCUCUGAUUCGGUUUCUUUGCAGCUGUCCUGCUGCCCUUGGGACCCUCUGGCCCCACUGCAAUUAUCUUCCUGCCUUGUGGUUCCUGGAAUGCUACAAAGAGCCUGCCGAAGAAGCCUACCAUUCAAAAGGACAUUUGAUCUUUUGCUGUUCACCUCAGAAUCCUAGGAUAUGAACUUUGCUAAAAAUACAAGUACCUGGGCGUCAGAAGCAAGGGCUAGGAGACAGGCAUGCUACACUUAAUCUGUCACUCAAGGCUCCUACUGCAGGCUCAUUUUUGCCGUGAUAUAGCAUACCACACUGCUCCAGAGCUUGGUUUCAUGUGUAUUUGAUAUGUUAGCCAAAUGCUGAACUGGUACAGGACAGAGAUUCCUGGAUCAUCUCCCACUGUCCAAGCCAGUCUGAACAGUAACAUGUGGGUCAGGGUACAUCUUGAGUUUCUUGGUGGUGACACUUCUGGCCUCUGGCAAAAGUGAACCAAACAAGCAGCUGGUCUUCCUGAGUCCCUGAUGGCCAUGCAGGCCCACUGGAGCAAUUUACUUUGGACUGACACAUGUCCUCUGUCCAUUCCCUCACUCCUUGAGCCAGGUUCACUUUUGCCUGACCUCCCAACAGACUUCCCAUUCCCUGGAAAGAGGCUGAAGCUGAUAUAUUCAGAGAAGAGAUAUCCAAUGUGCAGGUGGAGUUGGUCCGGGCAUAUGUAGAAGAGGAUGCUUGGCUGAGGAUGGUAGUAUAGAUCAAGAAGUCACAGGCUGCUCCCAAUCCAGUCAGCCAGUGGCGUGCUUUCUUUCCCCACUUGAUGGUAGGAGCAGAAUUUUAUUUUCCCAUAAAUACACAUUUGUGGUCUGCCAGCAUCUACAAGCAAACUGCCAUUACAGGGAACAUACCUGACUGCAUUCGACAGCAAAUGUAAACAUGCUAAUUACAUCAUGCCCAUGUGCCUAGCACCAGAGCAAACAACACAUCUGUCACACGGGGCUACUAGCUGCACCUUUUCCAGUAUGGAAGUAGAGAAUCACCAGAGGGAAGAAUGCUGGGAAUGUGUGGAUUCACUGAGUGAAAGCAAAGGUCAGGGUUGACCUCCACUGGAUCCAGCAGAACACUGAGCUGGGUGCAGUGGUUUAUGUCUAUACUGCUACCACUCGAGGCUCCAAAGUACCAGGUCAGUCUAGAUUAUAUAGCAAGAUGGUGUCAAAAUACAGGUGAACUAAGGGGAGAUCGAUCGAUCGAUCGAUCGAUCUAUCUGUAUCUAUCUAUCUAGAGAGAGAGAGAGAAAGAGAGAUCUGGGGUUCAACUACAGCACUACAGAGAGCACACUUGUGGUCUUUGGAACAUUUGUCCAAAAAGAGCCCAAGGGAUUUGACUAGGAAACAAACUGGGUGUGAAAAGAUAUUUGAUGGAAUGUGUAGUACUGUUAACUUCCCUAUAGGGGGAGAUGGUGCACUGACUUCUUUCUACCCUGGAACUGCAGAAAACUAAGCAUACUCCUCACUGCUGACACCUAGCUGGUGCUGAGGGAAGUAGCUGGAUAGCACACAGCCUAUACUGUUUUAUGUGAACCUGGGCAGUAGCUCAGAUUCCUGCAGGCCUGUCCCACACCAAAGUGGUCUUUCUCCUGACCUCCAACUAUGCCCUGGCUCUCAAAGACAAGCUGGAUAGGCACCCAGAGGCCCUGUGCAGCCUUCCCACUCAUGCCAUACUCCAUGUCAGUACCCAAUACAAGCUGCACACCAAAGUCUGCUGGCAGCUACAGGUACAAACAGUUCCCAGAUGCAUAGUAACACCCAAACCCCAGACUCUGAUGGUGGAGGAACAGUAAUUACCUCUCAGCUGAUUGUCCUGUACAUGCUACACAGGAGGGUUAGCUGUUCUUGCUAUGCUGUAAAGAUGGCAUCACCUAGUAUGUUACUUAGAGACUAUCAGUGUAGGGGUUCAAAGCCUGUCUCACAGGAACUCCCAACAUACCACAGGAUAGCCUGUGGCCUGCACUUCACUUGCUCAGCCUUUUCUGUAUAUCAGAGCAAGUAAUGUUAAGUAUUUCUAAGAUAUGGCACAGGGAUUUUUGUGCAAAGUUAUGGAAAGGUAGCAUCCAGUGCAAAUCCCUCUUAAAUAUCAAGACCAUUAGUUAGCUAGGCGUGGUAGCUCACACAUUUAAUUAGCACUUGGGAAGCAGAGGCAGGUUAAGUUCAAAACCAACCUGGUCUACAUAGAGAGUUCUACAAGAACCAGGGUUACACAGCAAAACCCUGUCUAAAAACAACAAAAACCGACUAUAUUAAUAAGUAACAUCUUUGAACGUUUUGGUUACUCAACAGACUUCAGAGGCUUUACCCACACUCCUGGCAAGCCCUGAUUCUUGUUUAAAGUAUUCUGUGAGACUUGCAUGGAGCCACUCAUGGAAAACCAGUAAUAGGAGGGACUUCGGCACCCUGCCCUCAGGUUUCUCAGGGUGUUUUUGUUAGAACUGGCUGGGAGCAUAGGCUGCUUCAGGCCCAAGUGCCUAGUUCUGACAACUGCAGGGCUGGACUUGUAUACAAAACAGCCCAGCUACCCCUAUCUCUAGCUGCCUUGACUAUAUAGCAUGAGACUCCAGGUAGCUCCAUGGCUGUAUUUCUGUACUGGUAAGGAGCUAGCCCAUCAGUAGAGCUAAAAAUGGGACAGUCCAAAACUGAAGGACUUGAGGACCUCUCCAGUUUCCCAUGGGUCACAGGUCAGCCUGGAGCAGCUUCCAUUGUUAGGGAGGACUCCAUAGCCAGCAUUUGCCAUAAAGAGAGGCACCACUGUUAAGAAUCCUAGCCAACACAGCCCACUCCAACUUGUCACAGUCGACAUGCCAUUGGCUCAUCUCUCCUUUAGAAGUCAAACCACACAUCUAUUUUUAUUUUAGCAAGGUAGAUUGUAAAGAACACUAAAUCCACUAUUAUAUUUUGUUUCUGUCACAAACUUGGAUUUAAAUGGAUUUUAAAUAAUUUUAAGAUUCACCUUCGGUAUUAAUGCUUUAAUGCCAGGAUCCAAAACCAGUUCUUUGGUUACUAACCGAUGUGGCUUUCUGUAGGUAUGCUGUAUAGAAUAUUAAGAACCCCAGUCACAGUGGCUCCUUGACAAUCAGAACUCCAGGUGACCUUCCAUUACUGCUGCUUGACUGGGGGUGGGGUGCGUGUUUGUGAACAGGGUGCCUGGCAGGGCCUCUUCACUACAUCUCAACAGAAACAGGCUUGUACCAUCUCACCUGCUAUUUAGGUAUUUUGUUCUAAUACAAUCAAUCCAGUUGCCAGACUAAAAAUUACACAUGGAAGAAAAUGGAGCCUCUGAGCCAGAGAGCCUUCAAGCACAGCUUCUCAGAGCCAGUUUAGGCCUCCAGGUGUAUGCACAGUGUGUGGCUUCCUGCAGAUCAAGUGUCCCCCAACUCAUUCAAGAUUUUAUGGUUCAGUGUAAGGCAUUUCCUACAAAGUUUGUGAUCAGGUUCACUACAAUUGAAAUGUUAAUUUGUAGAAGUAUUUAUUCCUUUGUGUGACAAGCUAGAGUCCUUGGCUAUAGCUGACCAUUUUUAUUGUGUAAAUACUGCUUGGUUUUACAUGAACUGUAUCAUAAUAAACUAUUUUUGCAUUGCCCUC
Arvicanthis niloticus (Nile rat) is the source of this 12755-nucleotide messenger RNA. It is a transcript of the gene Mprip, whose product is annotated as myosin phosphatase Rho interacting protein. The record is from RefSeq and is a predicted model, not a curated record. Gene Ontology annotation, molecular function: actin filament binding. Gene Ontology annotation, cellular component: actin cytoskeleton. Lineage: Eukaryota; Metazoa; Chordata; Mammalia; Rodentia; Muridae.